Papaver somniferum (opium poppy) is the source of this 1257-nucleotide messenger RNA. Its product is annotated as zinc finger CCCH domain-containing protein 20-like. Bases 61 to 690 code for a protein of 209 amino acids. Gene Ontology annotation, molecular function: metal ion binding. NCBI's taxonomy places the organism in Eukaryota, Viridiplantae, Streptophyta, Magnoliopsida, Ranunculales, Papaveraceae. The transcript has a single exon. The record is from RefSeq and is a predicted model, not a curated record.
ACAACCAAACAGUAUAUAUAUCGAAGCAGAGACCAUCUCAAAUCAUUACCAACAAAAACAAUGAUGUUAAGAGAAGCAGCAGCAGCAAAUCAAACAAUCCCAACCAUUCAAAUCCCUCAAGAUUGGUCUCACCAUCUCGAUAACCCAACAACGGCUCAGAUGAUCUUAUCUCAUCAUCUCCCUGUAAGUGGCAUUUCUUCUUCUUCUUCUACUUCAUUAUCUGAAGUUCUGUUAACAGCAUUAACCCGUUACAACAAACUAAACGGUAGCACCGAUACGAACACAACCGAAAUAUCUGGUGGUAGUGGUGGUUGUGUAACGGUAGAUCCGCAUGAUUAUUACUGUGAUGAAUUUCGGAUGUACGAUUUUAAAGUGAGACGUUGUACGCGUGCCGAUCAGCACGAAUGGGUUGAUUGCCCGUACGUUCAUCCUGAUGAGAAGGCACGGAGGCGGGACCCGGUUAGGUUCAACUACAGUGCUACGGGGUGCACUGAAUUUCGUAAGGGGAGUUGUAAGAAGGGUGACGCGUGUGAGUACGCACACGGCGUAUUUGAGUCUUGGUUACACCCGGAUCGUUAUCGUACUCAGGCUUGUAAAGAUGGGAUUGAUUGCCGGAGGAAGAUUUGUUCUUUGCUCAUACGGUUGAUCAGCUCCGAGUUGUAUCAACUCAUAGGAACUCGCCUAUGCUGACCGAGUCGCCUCGGUCUUCUUACGAUGGCUCUCCGAUUCGAAAUGGGAUUGAAUCGUACUUCAUGAAGGUCUCAGCGGCUGCCGCAGCGUCUCCGACAUCAACAUUGAUGAUGCAUUCUUCGCAAUCAGCACCAAUGUCGCCGAUGUCACCCGUUUCUGGUUAUUGUUCACCAUUUUGUGAGUCACCUCGGCGAUCCCUGUUUAAUAACUUGCCAUCGACUCCGACUCGGUCCGUGGCUCGUAGUUCCGAUUUCUGGGAUUUGGAUAGAAACUCCUUCGAAGAGGAACUAAUGAUUCAAAGGGUUGAAUCCGGAAGAAAAGUGCGUGAAAAUUUAUUGGCCAAACUUAUACAGGAAAAUUCAUUCAAGCGAGUGCACUCGUUCAAUCCGACUCCAGAUGUUGGAUGGGUAUCUGAUUUACUGAAGUAAUAUCCUGAAUCGGUGGUGAGUUCCUGACAGUAUUUGUUUCUACUUUCUACUUCUUGUUGUGUCUGUAAUUUUUAUUUCUGUAUUGGUGUAAACAGCAAUUUGUAUUGCAUAGCAUUAUUGAUCAUUAUGUUUGUUAUUA